Messenger RNA from Pimephales promelas (fathead minnow), 504 nucleotides. The record is from RefSeq and is a predicted model, not a curated record. NCBI's taxonomy places the organism in Eukaryota, Metazoa, Chordata, Actinopteri, Cypriniformes, Leuciscidae.
AUGUCCUCAGCGGGUCCUCCUGGAGUGUGUGUGGAUGAUGAAGGGAAUGAACGGAAGCCUGGUGAGACAUGGUUGUUGUCAGAUGGCUGUCACUCAGUGCUGUGCAACCCAUCAGGCACAGUAACGGUGCAGAGCCAUCGCAUCAACUGUGAAAAGAUGGAGCCUCCCGUCUGCAAAAACAGCCUUCCGGCCCUCCGCUACAAUCACACCUGUGGCUGCACCUGGACCUGCCCCUGUAGUUGCAUGGGCAGCUCCACUAGUCAUGUUGUGUCAUUUUCGGGGGCGGCUCUGAAGCUAAGAGCCGCUUGCUCCUAUUUGCUGCUUCGCUCAGGAGGAGCGGAGCUAGUGUUGCACGCGGCUGCCUGUCAAAGCUCGCCCAAUCAGAUCUGCAUGAAGAGCCUGGAGCUGAAGGAGGGCGGGACAAGUGUGGUGCUACAGGAUGACAUGAAGGUGACUGUGGGCGGUGUGUGUUUACCGCAGUCCCAUUCAGGAUUCAGGGAGUAA